GCACUUGGCAGCCUCGUCGUCAUCUGCCAGGCCCGUAAUCUGCCAUGGGCCCCCGUACCGCCUCCUCAUGCUGCUGCCAGGCCGUAAUCUGCCAUGGGCCCCCGUACCGACUCCUCAUGCUGCUGCCAGGCCCCGUAAUCUGUCAUGGGCCCCUGUACCGCCUCCUCAUGCUGCUGCCAGGCCCGUAAUCUGUCAUGGGUCCCUGUACGGCCUCCCAUUGCUGCUGUUUUUACUGCUCCAUCGCCACACUCUGCCAUGUGCCACUUUUAGGUCUCCUCACACUGCUGGUGGGUUCCAUUUUGUCAUAGGGUGCUGGCAGAUUACGGGCCUCCCAUUGCUGCUGCCAGGCCCGUAAUCUGCCAUGGGCCCCCGUACCGACUCCUCAUGCUGCUGCCA
Molecule: messenger RNA, 396 nt
Organism: Staurois parvus
Lineage: Eukaryota; Metazoa; Chordata; Amphibia; Anura; Ranidae
Source: the annotation of a GenBank genome assembly